UUUUUUGUCUGGGGGAGUAAUCUGUUUUUGUAACCCUGAUCUGGUGGAUAUAUGACAGAAAUCAAAAGUGAACUGCCUUAUCGAAUGUGUUGAUCCUAGUGGCUGAUCCUAGUCUGUGACUUUCACAUCGAAGGCCGUACUCUUGGAAGUAUAGAUCGAAUUACACGGUGUUUGCAGCUAUGGAUCGCAACGCAGAUUCAGAUGAAUAUACUGGCCAAGAAGAGCAACAGUCGGGUACCCGACCCAAUCCUCAUUUGCUCCGCACAACAGGUUCAGAAACACGUCAUGAACGAUCCUGGAGGGUUGACGGAGCGUCACGAGGUGUUGUUGGCGGACAGUCGAACAGGAAUAACUUAACAUGGACUCGGUCAAGUAAUCACAGCGCUGCACCGGCUGCUGGCUCCUGGAGGAAUAUUAACAGGGAAGCAAGUGGAGGUGCUCGGCCCAAGGAUAGCAAUACGUUUUGGAGGAGAAACAACUUAGAGAGAGAAGAUGACUCAAAGACUCAAAUAGACCGUCAGGAAACGCCAAACUGGCGACGGAGAGCAGAGAGUCAGGGAGAAGGGACAACAGAACAGCCAAGGGACACUUCUACGAUCAGUAGUGACUUCUUUAGACGGCCAGGUAAACCGAGAAGCAAUUGGGGGUCAACAACCUCGAGCCCAACCAGUCCUCCAACCCCUGUAGAAGAAACUAAAUGGCGUCGAGGACAGAGCGACGUUUGUUCGGGAUCAGGGAGAUACACAGGUCAAGUUCAAGUAAAGCAGACUCCCAAGACGCCCUCAAUGUCAGAGGAAGAACUCAAGACACUGCUGACGGCCAGUCCACAAGAAGUUCUCUCCAAGCUUCUGAGCAGAAAACACGAAUGGUUGGCACUUUUAAAUCUUGACUCAUUCAAUGAUAAUGUAAUGACGUUAAUACUUGGUGUUUUGUCGUGUAUUUGUGAUUUAAAUGUAGAUCCAAAAGUAAAGCAGGAUAUUCAUAUGGUAUUCAGUAUGAUAGAGUCUGAAGGGUUUCUCAGUAAACAUUUGACGAGAUACUUAGUAGGUUUGUCCACACAACAGCCGCAUGAUGAUCAAGAAAGAGAUAGUGAAACCCUUGCAAACAAUAUCAAAAUGAUUUUGAAAUUGCUGCAAGUUUUCCUUGAACACAAGCCAGAAAUUUAUGGUGAAAUGGGCGUGGUUCUGAUUCUUCUCGAGAAGGCUGUUUCCCUGGCAGUGGUAGAAUCUUGUACUGACAUCAAUCAUGAAGGUCAUAGUUACAUGAUCCAGGUAGAGCAGUUGAAAGAAUGCUAUCAUGCACUGGACGAGUCUCAUCAGAUAAUACAACACGUUAAGGCACGGCAGCCACCCAACAACUUCAGAGAGAUUCCAAUCAUCCCCGACAGUUUAGAGAUUCAGAAACCAACAAAGCCAUUCUUACGAAAGAACAUCUUAAAGGGAAGGUAUCAAGACGUCGAGCAUUAUCUUGAUGUGCAGUUCAGGUUGUUGAGGGAGGACUUUGUUGCACCGUUACGGGAAGGUAUCGCAGAGUUUCUCUCUAAAGUAAACAAUCAUCAUCAAGACAUUCGGGUGUAUCGCAAAGUCUCCGUUCAAGGUCAGAAGAUUGGGAAAAGAGGUCAGUUCACCCUGGAGUUUGAUGUCAAAGGUCUCAACCGUAUCAACUGGCAAACCAGCAAGCGUCUGAUAUAUGGUUCAUUCGUCUGUCUCACUCAGGACAAUUUCAAGAGCAUUUUAUGUGCGUCUGUGGCAGAUCGGAACACGAAGGACUUGGAAAAAGGUCUGGUUGAUGUUUGUUUUCUUACCGAGUCUAGUAGAACGCCUACAGGUACCUUUGUCAUGGUCGAAUCUGCAGCUUAUUUUGAAGCCUAUCGACACGUCUUACUAGGGCUACAACGAAUGAAUAGCGACAAUUUCCCUUUUGAAAGGUACAUUGUGAAUGUUUCAUGUAAUGUUAGAACACCCAAGUAUCUGAGCGAAGACUGCUCUGAUGUGUAUGACCUACGACCAUUGGUUGUUGCAACUGAUCAGGUCUUUGAAGAUGAGGGUCUGACUGAAACCUUCGUAAAUGCAGCCUGUGUGUCAAUUUUAGAUCCACAAAGUUGGCCGACUGCAGAGGCCUUACAUCUUGAUGAGUCACAGAAGGCAGCUGUGCAGGCAGCGUUGACGAAGGAGUUUGCCAUCAUCCAAGGUCCACCAGGAACGGGGAAGACUUACAUUGGUCUCAAGAUCAUCGAAAUACUUCUGUACAAUACACCUACAACUCCAGACGCGUCUCCAAUUCUGGUGGUGUGCUACACAAACCAUGCUCUGGAUCAGUUUCUGGAGGGAAUUCUAAACUUUGGUGAGGAGAACCUAGUUCGUGUUGGAAGCCGAAGCAAAAGUGAAGUGCUUGAGUCUCGAAAUCUGUCCUAUCUAAAGCGACAUCUAGGUCGCCCGCCUAAGAACAUGCAGCAAAGGGAAGUACUUGAAGAAACCGAAGCGAGUUUACACGAAACAAAAUCAGCAAUUCAUUGUACACUUCUAAAAGUGGCUUUUGCUAAAACGAUCAUAAUUCAAGUCGAGAAGCUAAACAAUGUCAUGAGCAACAUACAUCAACAAAGUUUUCAAAAGAAUAAGAAGAGACCUGAGGAUCCAACAACAAACCUUCUGAACUGGCUAAAUGUGGUUGAUAUCGAUCAUGAAAGUGAUAGCUCCGAUAUGUCGGAUUCAAAUGAAGAAAAAGAUGAAUUUAUUGACGUAGAGGAUGAAAGUGCACGGAUACAACAUGAACGCCGAAUCGAUGAUGAAGAUGACUCGAGAGUUUCCGAAGAACAGCGAAAGCAAAAUGAGCUUUCCGUAUUGAGACAAAAUGCAGCAUACAGCACUGAAUGUAAGAAACGCUGUGGUUCAAAUUUGGAGUCCACCCCGAAAGAAGAACUUAAGAAGGACGACAUGAUGUCUGAUAGAGAAGCUCCCAGAGUCACAAAUGUAUGGAGUCUGACGUUAAGCGAUCGUUGGCGGCUUUACAGACUCUGGGUUAAGAAGUACAUUGAAGAGCAGGAGGAGAUGCUGACGGAUUACCGCAUAAGUUAUGACAGCCUUUCAAAGGAAAUUCAAGCUAUGAAAAACAACGUAGAUUUUGAAGUUCUCUCAAAAGCAAGAGUGAUUGGAAUGACGACAACAGGUGCGGCCAGAUGUCAGUCGGUUCUGCAGCUUCUUGGUCCUCGUAUUGUGAUAGUGGAAGAGGCUGCUGAAGUUCUUGAAGCUCAUAUCAUCACCGCCCUGGCUGCAAAAUGUCAGCAUCUUAUUCUGAUUGGAGAUCAUCAGCAGCUGAAGCCAAACCCAACAGUCUAUCGCCUGGCUAAGGUCUUUAAUAUGGAUACCUCCUUGUUUGAACGGAUGAUCAACAAUGGCGUGCCUUGUCAAACAUUGAACCACCAGCAUCGUAUGCGUCCUGAAAUCUCAAAACUCAUGAAGAAACAUUUUUAUAAAAAUCUUCACGACGAUGAGUCUGUGAUGGAUUUCGAUGACAUAAAAGGAGUAGCACAUAACAUGUUUUUCAUUGAUCACAAUCAGUUUGAAGAUGAGGGUGAUGACAACAAAACCAAGUCCAAUCAGCAUGAAGCGGAGGUCCUUGUCGAGUUGUGUAGGUACUUGUUACAUCAAGGAUAUCAGCCCAAACAGAUUACCAUUCUAACCACCUACUUGGGUCAACUCUUCACCUUCAAGAAACUUAUGGAUAAAGGGACCUUCGAGGGAGUUCGGGUGUCUGUGGUUGACAAUUUCCAGGGAGAAGAAAAUGACAUCAUACUUUUGUCUUUGGUUCGAAGCAACGAAGAGGGCUCCAUCGGGUUCCUGAAGACUUCAAACCGUGUCUGUGUUGCCUUGUCUAGAGCUCGCAUGGGUUUCUACUGUAUUGGCAACGCCAACAUCCUGAGAAAGUCUUCUAUCUGGAGUAGCAUACUAAGAACCCUUGAAGAUGAGAAGAAAAUUAGCUCCUCGCUUGCAUUGGUUUGUCAAAACCAUUUAGUAGUAACAGCGGUAGCGACGGCCAGAGAUUUCAAGGAGAAGGUUCAAGACGGAGGUUGUGGCGAGCCAUGUGGGUACAUGCUUCCAUGUAAUCACAUGUGCAAAUUACACUGCCAUCCCUUUGAUCAAAAGCAUAGGGUUUACAAGUGUCAAGAGCCCUGCUCAAAGUUAUGUAGAAGAGAGGAACACACGUGUCUGCUAAAAUGCUAUGAGGAAUGCACACCAUGUUCGACAAACGUACACAAACUGAUGCCAAAGUGUGGUCAUGUUAUUCAGGUUAAAUGUGAGAUGUUUGAUUCAGUUACUUGUACCGAACCAUGUCCUAGAUCACUGCCAUGUGGGCAUCCAUGUAGGAAGGCGUGCGGAGAUUCGUGUCCUACUUGUAUUGUCGAGGUUUCUAAAUCGAUGCCAGAGUGUGGUCAUGUUAUCCAGGUUGAAUGUCGUCGGUAUGGGUCAAUCACUUGUACAGAACCAUGUCCUAGAACACUGUCAUGUGGACAUGCAUGUAAAGGGGCGUGUGGUGCUAAAUGCACUACUUACUGUACUGUCAAGGUCUCUAAACACGUUACAAAGUGUGGCCAUGACGUCCUGAUGGAAUGUGCCAAGAACCCCGACUUAACGCCCUGUACUCAUCUAUGUGACAAGUUGCUGGUAUGUGGCCAUCGUUGCCCCAAAAAGUGCAGCAAGCCAUGUCCAGAGGAAAGAUUAGAUGACGCCAAGAUGAUGAAUUUAAGGAUCCAUUUUAAUUUCGAAUCAUUUUGCAAAGAGAAGUGUGAGCGGUCAUUGCCUUGCGGCCAUCCCUGUCCUAAUAAAUGUUGCGAACCGUGCCCAAAGGAGACAGUGGACCCAACCUAUGGUGAAUACGUAAAGCUUCACGAAAAAGUUCGUGGUCAUAUUGUUGCCGGCAAACUGUUUAUGGUGUGUACCCAAAUCACAAAUAAAAAGCUUCCUGGGUGUGAUCAUACUGUAUUAGUGCCAUGUCAUGCUGAUAUUACGUCAUUAACUUGCAAAGAGACCUGCAACAAAGAGUUAUCAUGUGGUCAUCGGUGCAAAGAUAAAUGUGGCGUCCCUUGCAAAUGCAAACUGAGAGUCAACAGAAAGCUUCCAUCUUGUGAACAUUCUGCUCGGCUCCCUUGCUACCAAGAUGUCAACUCCUAUCAAUGUGAGAAGAAAUGUCAGAAAAUGUUACAAUGUGGACAUCCAUGUUCCAAUAAAUGCUGUGAACCCUGCCCAACGGAUGGAGAAGACGCCCAAACUGAGAGCACUCGAAACUUACCAGCAAAGGCCUGUCAACGCUCUGUGAGGAAGAAGUUUAGAGGCUGCCACCACAGUGUUGUACUCCCAUGUUAUAAAGACGUUGAGUCGGUCGUAUGUGCAGAAAGGUGUACCAAAGUGUUGUCGUGUAGUCACAAAUGUCCAAACCGAUGUGGCGAUCCAUGUCCAAGUAGCAACCCUAAGAAGACAGACACUUACUGUGACUGGAAUGAUGAUGGCAACAGUUCAUCUGAACAAGAUGACCUCUAUGUCAGAAAAUGCCAACACUUUGUGAACAAAAAGAUACCUUCUUGCGGUCACGUCAUAGAAAGUCCAUGCUAUAAAAGCGUUGAAUCACUGGUAUGCCCAAAGCCCUGUGAGAAGAUUCUUCCAUGUGGUCAUCAAUGCGAAAAUAAAUGUGGGGAGCCGUGCCCGAACGAAGAAUGUACAUCCAGUGACGACGAAGAGGAAAUGAAUGAAAACGAAUUUGUAAAACAGAAAUGCCAAGUCACCGUUUCCAAGCAGCUACCUGACUGCUGGCAUUUCAUGAAUCUUCCUUGCUACAAGAAAGCCGAGUCCGUUGAUUGUUCAAAUCCAUGUGAGAAGAUACUGAAGUGUGGUCACAAAUGCCCAAAUGAAUGUGGUGAGACGUGUCUUGAGUCAGAACAGUGUGACGCGCUUGUGGAAAGGAACCUUUCUGGUUGUGGUCACAAAGUAGAAACUAACUGUUGCAGAAAUGUCAAACUAAUCACUUGCAGAGAGAAAUGUGAAAAGGUUUUGCCGUGCGGUCAUGUAAUCAAAUUGGCCUGCUGGAAAACAUCUUAUUCUGCAGCUAUUACUAGUUGUCAGGAACUGUGCAGUCAUUUACUUCAUUGUGGUCACAACUGUCCCGGUACAUGUGGUUCCUGUGCAGGACCUGGUGGAGCACAUAAAGUUUGCAAUAACAAAUGUGGAACUCGCCUUCUUUGUGGACAUAGGUGCUCGGAAAUGUGCUGUGAUCAUGAGCUCUGUUCACCACACAAACUUUGCAAUAAUUCUUCAAAGCGAUUUCCCCCAAAAUCCACGAAGAGUUUCAGAUGUAAGCAUCGGAGCAAAGCACGUACCACUUCUUGCAACCUUCCAUGCAUCCAAAAACUUCGUUGCAAUCAUUUCUGUCUUGGUGUUUGUGGUGAACCCUGUCCACCUGUUUGUCGUAUCUGUCACAAAAAGGAUGUCGCUGGCAAAUAUCCUCCGGGACCCAUCCGUCCGAAGGAAACAUUCAUAUACCUUGAAGACUGUGGACAUCUUUGUGAAACACGGUUUCUUGAUGAAAUGUUUGCAGGUUUCCAGCCAUCUGGAACAAGCUUUGUGCAGAUCCAACCAGCUCUGUGCCCUAAAUGCCAUACACCAAUUCGUACAUGUCCACGUUAUGAAGACGCCCUUCGCACAAUCAAAGAGUCAGUAGACAUAGCCAGAGAGAAAUGUAACCAAGACCGAUUUGUUAAGCUUUCUUUUGCUGUGGGUGGGUGGAUGAGGUGUCCGGAAGGUCAUGUUUUCUGUCAAGACAAAGCAUCAGAUGAUUUACUUUGCCCUGAUUGCUCUUCCUACUAGCAAUCAGAAUCUUCAAGCGAUGACAUGAAAUAUUGUGAAUGAGGACCAAUGCAAACACUAUGGGAAGCAUACGUUUAAUGACAGUGGACACUAUUGGUAAUUGUCAAAGACCAGUCUUUUCACUUGGUGUAUAUCCACACAUGCA
Messenger RNA from Asterias rubens (European starfish), 6999 nucleotides. RefSeq names its product NFX1-type zinc finger-containing protein 1-like. Lineage: Eukaryota; Metazoa; Echinodermata; Asteroidea; Forcipulatida; Asteriidae. The coding region runs from base 180 to 6854 and encodes 2224 amino acids. Gene Ontology annotation, biological process: regulatory ncRNA-mediated heterochromatin formation. The transcript has 3 exons. Gene Ontology annotation, cellular component: nucleus; nuclear RNA-directed RNA polymerase complex. The record is from RefSeq and is a predicted model, not a curated record. Gene Ontology annotation, molecular function: zinc ion binding; helicase activity.